Messenger RNA from Penicillium salamii, 1497 nucleotides. NCBI's taxonomy places the organism in Eukaryota, Fungi, Ascomycota, Eurotiomycetes, Eurotiales, Aspergillaceae. The record is from the annotation of a GenBank genome assembly.
AUGUUGGACCAUCACGACAACCGCGAUUACUCUCCUCAGACCUACGAGCCUGUUGUUCCGGAGGAUCUUACCCGUUCCUCCUACCAUAGUGCAAUGGGUCCCCCGCCACAGCACACUGUGCAGGAGCGCAGCUCAUCAGAGACCAGCAAUGCGUCACUAAAGAGCCCACGUACCGCCAGAUUCGCCGAAGCUACCUCAAUCCAUUCCCCGAUUGAACAAGCUCAACGGUCACCUUUCGCCGACCCUCCCAAAUCCCAGUCCCAAGGAAAUGUGGGCGACGUGGGCUUCGGCUAUGUCGGGGCGGGAAGCCACCAUACAGACGAUCAAGUACCAAUGUCGCCAUUCAGACCGGACCUGAAAGUGCCUCAAACAGCGAAGUCGUUGAACCCGCUCAGCCCGACUUUCCGCGAAGAGUAUAUGCUUGAGAAGCAAGAAAAGAAAGCGGAGGUUGAGAAUGCUCGAGAUAUUAGAAUCAAGCUUCGUGUCCGCAUCGCCAAGGUCUUCUUGCGUUUUGUCAACUUUGGCUGCAGUCUUAUUGUGCUCUCUCUCCUGGCUGUCACUUUGACCGUCUUCAAUGCAACCAAAAGCCUGCCCACUCGCAACAACCUACCCGCCUGGGCGGAGGGAACCAACCCAUGGGCCCAAUAUCUCCUUCUCUCCAUGGCCUGUGUCUCCCUCGCAGCCUGUCUGAUUGUCUUCUGGGCAUACCGAAAGGGUGGACACCGACGAGCGGAGAAGGCCGCAGUCUACUACACCGGAUUCUCCAUCGCCUUCUUUGCCUUCAAUCUCAUCAUGUGGAUUGUCGGAGCAGCAAUCUACCAACACUCCAAAUCCUCAGGAAACAGCAAAGACAUGUGGGGAUGGUCCUGCGCCCAGAACACCCGCGAGCAAAUCUACCACAACAGCGUCGACUACGCACUCCUCUGCCGUCUCCAAGACUGGGGUCUCGUCUGUGCCAUCAUCGAAGUCGUCAUCGAAGUCCUAGUCAUCGCAAUCUACGUCGUAGUCUUCUACCGCGUCUGGAGCAAGCGCAAGCUCAUGAAAUCAAUGGACACCCGCGACAACGCCCGCUCAGACCUCUACCUCGCCCAACUCCGUCUCCAAUCAGCCCCCAACACCCCCGGCUUCGCAGGCUUCAGCUCAUACCCGCCCAAAUCCCCAUUCUUUGCCGCUGCCCCGGUAGACCCUUAUUCUGCUGCUGAAAAGGGCCAGUCUGCGCCAACGCAGUAUGCGUCCCCGCGCUCCCCUACCCGUCCUACACCAUCAUUCCAGCUCCAGCCCCCACCCAUCAAAGUCCAACAGCCCACUCCUAAAUCUGCACAGGAGGAAUUCACCCCUUACUCACAGGCACCAUCACCACCACCUCCCAGUCAGCGUGUCAGUCCGCCUGUGCAUGCCAUCAGCCCUCCUGGUGAGCGCACUUAUGAUGCUGUGCCGAUUCCUGGUGCUUACGGGAGUCCCAUGGGUCCUACUUUCCCAGCCCCUGUACACAAAUGA